AUGUCCUUUCUUCGCAAGACCUCGGACCCUUCCACCUUCUUCCCCAUCUUCCCGACUUACCUCCUCCCUUCGAUCCCGUUCCGCCGUAAGUCGCGUCAGUCGAGCACCGACAGCAAUGUUUCCGACGACACUACUGCCUCGUCCUCUUCGAACCCGUUCACUCGAAGCCCGACCCCGAUACCCGUACCCGUCUCAUCCGCCUCAUCUACUGUGGUGCCACCAGAGGACAAGUUCCUCAAUGGCCACAGCUCUCACAUCCAAUGCGCCAAAUGCUCCACUGAUCUGUGCCUGACUUCACAGAUCAUCAGCAAAGGCUUCAUGGGCAGACAUGGCCGUGCAUAUUUGGUUCAAGGGACAACAAGCCACAUCCACACCAUGACCCCCUCGUUGCCCAAUACAUUUCAGAACAAGUCCAUCUCCCGAAAUCUAGUGACGGGGCAGCACGUCGUCAGCGACAUCAGCUGCGCAAUCUGCGGGAGUAUCCUCGGAUGGAAAUACGUUGAAGCCAGCGAAGAAAGCCAGAAAUACAAGGUUGGCAAAUUUAUCCUCGAGACAAAACGCAUCCGCAUCAACGUCUCCUGGGAGAAUGAGGAGGACCAGACCGGGCCCUACGCGUAUGACGAAGUCCUACCACUUCCUCCUAGGGAACUGAGAAAGCUGGUUGAUCGUGCAGCCGACUCGACUGACGACCUCGAAUUCGACUCGCAAGAUGAGGACGAAUGCGAGGAUCUUUUCGCCGGAGUCUGGAGCCCUCAACUCGCCGCUAAAAGGCGGCAGAGGAAGCGGGAGCGGUUUGGCAGGCGGCCCGUGGGCAGUCUGAUCAACUUUGGUGCUGCCAGCAGUACCGAUACUCUCUCUUAA
Molecule: messenger RNA, 861 nt
Organism: Fonsecaea erecta
Lineage: Eukaryota; Fungi; Ascomycota; Eurotiomycetes; Chaetothyriales; Herpotrichiellaceae
Exons: 1
Coding region: 1-861 (286 amino acids)
Source: RefSeq, a predicted model, not a curated record